Messenger RNA from Erythranthe guttata (spotted monkey flower), 1642 nucleotides. Lineage: Eukaryota; Viridiplantae; Streptophyta; Magnoliopsida; Lamiales; Phrymaceae. The record is from RefSeq and is a predicted model, not a curated record.
CGUGCGAAAGUCUGACGUGGCGACCACUCUCCAACUCUUGUGUCGUUUUACCAUCUCUCCUCCCCAUAAACAACAAACAAAACCCCACUGUCACAAAACACCAACACUUCACACUUCAUCAACUCUUUGGUGUCACCUUUCUCUCUCUCUCUCUCUCUCUCUCUCUCUCUCUCUCUCUCAAUCUCUCUUGUUUUCUUUGCCAUACAAAAAAGUACCUUUCUCUAACUUCUCUCCGAUCAGAGUUUUCAACUUUUUGGUCUCUCUCUCUCUCUCAAAAAAGAAGGAUCUUUGAAUCCAGCGGCGGCCCCUUUUCUCGCGAUGUCUAAGGUAGGAGGAACAUUGGAUCUGGCAUCUGGGCUCGGCGGAAAGAUUGAAAAGGAUGAUGUUCUCUCCGCCGUUGACAAGUACGAGAAGUAUCAUGUUUGCUAUGGAGGCAACGAGGAAGAGAGAAAAUCCAACUACACCGACAUGGUUAAUAAGUACUAUGACCUCGUCACAAGUUUCUACGAGUAUGGCUGGGGAGAAUCAUUCCAUUUUGCACCCAGAUGGAAAGGCGAGUCUCUUCGAGAGAGCAUUAAACGCCACGAGCACUUCCUUGCCUUACAACUCGGCCUCAAAGCCGGACAGAAGGUUUUGGAUGUAGGAUGUGGAAUCGGUGGGCCACUAAGAGAAAUUGCUCGAUUCAGCUCUACAUCAGUCACAGGUCUCAAUAACAAUGAGUACCAGAUUUCUCGAGGAAAGGUUCUAAACCGGGUGGCUGGAUUGGACCAGACCUGCGAUUUUGUUAAAGCUGAUUUCAUGAAGAUGCCGUUCCCCGACAAUAGCUUUGAUGCAGUGUAUGCAAUUGAAGCCACCUGUCAUGCCCCAGAUGCGGUUGGCUGCUACAAGGAGAUAUACAGGGUGCUGAAACCAGGCCAGUGUUUUGCCGCUUACGAAUGGUGCAUGACCGAUGCCUAUGACCCUAAUAACAAAGAACACCAACAAAUUAAGGCGGAAAUCGAACUAGGUAACGGUCUCCCCGACAUUCGGCUGACAAGCCAAUGCCUCGAUGCUAUUAAGAAAGCUGGUUUUGAAGUCGUGUGGGAGAAAGAUCUUGCGGUGGACUCGCCUGUACCGUGGUACUUGCCGAUGGAUGCAAGUCAUUUCUCUCUCAGCAGUUUCCGUUUGUCUGCAGUUGGUCGGUUUUUUACCAAAAAUAUGGUGGCGGCUCUAGAGAAAAUUGGAAUUGCACCAAAGGGAAGUCAAAGGGUUCAAGCUUUCUUGGAGAAAGCUGCAGAAGGACUUCUUGCCGGUGGAAAGAAAGAAAUAUUCACGGCGAUGUAUUUCUUCGUGGCUCGGAAGCCACUAUCGGAGUCUGAGUAACGAUAGAGCUAGGUGGAUCUUUGCUUGUGGGAUGCUGUAAUGGAGUGUUUAGGAUGUUUUUUUUAUGACAGUUGUAGAUUUUAUUUAUUUUUGGCUGUGAAUGGAUUUGAUUGUCUGUUUGUGUUUGUUGAUGACACUUUAACUUUGUGACCUUUUUUUUUUGGGGGGGCCAAAAAAGAAGAUUUUAUUUCAUAAACGGAGGGCCUCGUUAAAAACCUUGUUGAUUAUUGUGAUAGUGUUCAGUUUCUUUUUAUCUAAUUUUAUGGCUCAUUCUUUUGAU